CCGUGAAGGAGAUGGGGAGGGGGGCUGUGUUAAUUUACGGCAGCAGAUCACUCGCCGCGCUGCUCUAUCGGCGAACUCGCACGAGCGCGCGCAUGAGGAGCGCGCUGUCAACAACAACAACAAUAACAGCAACAUUGCGACUUGCUCGUCCCAAUAACCGCGGUGACAAGAGAAGUGAUUUAUCAACGAAGCGUCUUGUAUGUGUGGCAAUAACAUGUCAGCGCCGCUCCCUGCCGUCGUACCGGCGACCAGGAGAGCCACCGCCUCGGUGAUUUUUCUCCAUGGCCUUGGAGACACAGGCCACGGCUGGGCGGAGGUGCUGUCCGAAUUCAAGUCGCCGCACAUCAAAUACGUCUGCCCACACGCACCUCUCAUGCCGGUCACGCUCAACCUGCGACAGAUGAUGCCGUCUUGGUUCGACAUCAUCGGCCUGAGCCCUGACGCAUCGGAGGACGAGGAUGGGAUCAAGAGAGCGGCCGAGACCGUUCGGGGUCUGAUAGAACAGGAGAUUAAAGCUGGGAUCCCGUCUCACCGCAUCGUACUGGCCGGAUUCUCACAGGGCGGCGCUCUGUCUCUCUACACGGCGCUCACGAGUCGGCACAAACUGGGCGGGGUGGUGGCUCUGAGCUGCUGGCUGCCCCUCCGAGACUCGUUCACACAGUCGGACGGGACGCACGCCGGCGUGCCGGUGCUGCAGUGCCACGGCGAGGCGGACGUUCUGGUGCCACCGCUCUUCGGGCAGCUCACGGCCGACAAGCUGCGCUCUCUCCUGGGCCCCGACGCCGUCACCUUCAAGACGUACCGUGGCCUGGGACACUCGUCCACGCAGGAGGAGAUGAUUGACGUCAAAAAAUUCCUCGAAACGCAAGUCCCCGACAGCAACUAGGAGCGGCCAACUUUUGUUUGGGAGUGGACACUGUUGUUAUUAUUAUUACUGUUAUAAUUAUAAUCGUCGUUAUUGAUAUUUGUUUUCACAAGCCUGAAAGGCAAAACGAAACGAGAGGGCUUCACAUAUUCCAGCCUAAAAAAAAUAUAUACAUUAAAUAAAAAAUCUACGAUAGAAUUUGACGAGAAAAUAUUUAUAAGCGACGUCACAUUCCUGCAGUCAAGACAUGACCGCGCAGUUUGUUUCCCAGGGCUUCGUUUUAUCCGGAGCUAUCCCGGGGACCGGACCUCCUGAAGAUAUAUCCCACGCGGUGCCAGCUUAGCGCUCCGUGAUUUAUCCCAAACUCCCCUAACCCCCGCGGGAACAGGAGAAAAACGACUCCUGUUUUUUUACUUUCCCGAAUUAAACGCAAUUUUUUUUUUAUAUAGCUUUGCGAUAUUUUACACGGACUUUGCUGUAAUGACACCCGGAGGUUUGUGCGUUUUAUUAGCACGCGUUUCUAUUUAUGAUGCGGCUUUUUGUAAGCGAGGGACGCCCGCCUCGACCUCGGUCUAGUAGUGGCUGGGAAGAUGUCGUAGACCCAAUGUAGUUUUGUAGAAUUUCGUCAAUGACAAAACAUAGGUGACAUCAUCAUCACGGUGCCCAAACAAGCGUUGAUUUGAUCUUAGCUCUGAUCAGUAGUGGCAUGAAUAGGACUUUUAUUUAAAUAACUUUUAUACGCUGCCUCAAGGCUUCUUAUUAUUAACGGCUCGUCUGUGGAUUCUACUUUUAUAUCCCACACUUGCGCUGCAGUAAUUUAUGAUCGAUGUAAUAAAACAUGUAAUUGCCGAUGUAUAGUUUUAAAUUGCAGCUUUAAAGCCAUGUUUAGGGAUCCGGCUCAGGACCUAUGAUCCCGCUGUUUGGAGGUCUUGUGGAAACUGCUUCCUUCUUGUUUCACCAGCCUCAAUUUAUACACAGCUGUGACCAAUCAAAGAGAGGGGGGGUGGGGUGGGUAGGUCAACAGGAAGUGAGUCGUCCACAGGAAAUUACAGCAUUUCCAAGUAGAAUGUAGAAUUCAAAAACGUAUCAGCACGUGCGAUGUCACGCAAUCGUUAAUGUUUUGCCACACGGACCAAUUGUGUUUUUCAUCGGGCAAGCCCGGAUUAAGUUUUUGGGGGACUGUUAUAGUUUUGGAGGUGUGCCCCCUCGUAAAUUCAAUCCAUUCCCUGUUUCAACACCACGACAUGCCUGGUGGCAAACCCUCCAUUGUUAUUCACCUUGGUUUUUUCAGUUGUAGUUUUCAAACAUGAUAUAUAUAAAGACGAAAUAUAUAUGCGCAAAAAUAAACGUUAAAACUAACAAAACUAUUUCAAUCCGGCACAUAAACCGUAACACCCACAGUAACACUAUAGCUUCAAGUACCAAAUUACACCGUCGGACUUACCGUAGUGCUACUGUUUUGCAUUUCACAAUGUAUGUUUGUCGGGCAUUCUCUCAAAGUCGGAGGCUCCAGGCUGCCAGUGGGCUCGGUUUGCGUUUUUUCUUCCCCCGCUGCCCACUCUCCCCACCGCGUGCCGUUAAACAAGCGGAAACGUUUCAUCGGCGCCAUUUGGACGAGGAUUUUUGUUCGCGAAAACUCGGCACGCCAGAUUUGUUCACGACAAAAACUCGCGCUCGGGCGAACGCCGACUUGUAGAAUAACAACGGGGUGUUAUUUAUUUUUGGCUCUUUAGAUAACUGCGAUCGGACAUUUGUCCAUGUGUGUAUGAUAUUCCCAACCCACUUGCUGGGAUUUGAAUGGGGAGGAUGAUAGCCCACACGGAGACGAUGAUGCCAGUUUCUAUCAAAUAUUCGGCAAUCAGCGUCUGGUAAUUUUGUAGCAUCUCCCCGCCGGUGGUGGCACAAUCACUUUUAACAAUUCACCCGCUUAAAUCCACCUAACCGUUGACAGAACUACCUUCCAAACCAUUGACUCCCGGGGUUGCGGUUGAUCAAGUUUUUCCAAAACGCCCAUCGAUGACCGGUCGACGUUUGCGUCGCGUCUUCCUUCGCACGCCCACGGGGGGGGUGGGGGGGAGGGGGCGGUGAGGAGAGCUCGGAGCGGAUCGUUACCGUGGGGUCGCGCUGGACUCCGGGCGCCGUCACCACGCCAGGGGUGUGCGCGUGUGGACCCACCUGGGAAUGGGGCCUCUUGGGGAAUAAAUCCCGAGAUCUCUAAA
This is a messenger RNA of Petromyzon marinus (sea lamprey), 3084 nucleotides long. Its product is annotated as acyl-protein thioesterase 1-like. The record is from RefSeq and is a predicted model, not a curated record. Gene Ontology annotation, biological process: protein depalmitoylation. Gene Ontology annotation, molecular function: carboxylic ester hydrolase activity; palmitoyl-(protein) hydrolase activity. Gene Ontology annotation, cellular component: cytoplasm. Lineage: Eukaryota; Metazoa; Chordata; Hyperoartia; Petromyzontiformes; Petromyzontidae.